Molecule: messenger RNA, 2298 nt
Organism: Pungitius pungitius (ninespine stickleback)
Lineage: Eukaryota; Metazoa; Chordata; Actinopteri; Perciformes; Gasterosteidae
Gene: lyrm2
Product: LYR motif containing 2
Exons: 3
Coding region: 187-453 (88 amino acids)
Cellular component (GO): mitochondrion
Source: RefSeq, a predicted model, not a curated record
CCCUAAUGUCAUUCAUUAGCUAAUUAUAUGAAGCAAUCCACUGAUAACAUCUCAUUUGUAUGUUCCAGUACAGUAGGUGGCGGUAUGGACCUCAUAGGAGACGGUUGAAACCCGAUAUUAAAUUAAAAGAAGAAGAAGAAGAAGAAGAAGAAGCCAUCAAAACAUUGGAUUCUGAAACGGACUAAAAUGGGAGUCUCAAGGUUGCCGUACGCAGCGCUUUCUCUAAAACAAUUUUUACAGAGACAACGAGUUUUGGGGAUUUACAGAAACAUGAUGAGGACCAUACGGAGGGUACCCGAUGAGGCAGACAGGAAAUACCUCAGUGACUGGGCGAGAGGCGAGUUCAAAAGGAAUAAGAAUGCCCAAGAUCAGGAUGCCAUCCGCAUGAUGAUCACCCAAGCCAACAACCAUUUAGAGGAUCUGCAGAAGUCUUUGGCUCUGGCUGGCAGUUAAAUACUUGACCUACCGUGGACCGAUCUGUAUUCACACUUUGUGGACAGACCUUCUGAUGAUAGUAGUGUCGUUGUAAGUGACUGAUGAGAAAUGUCUUGACACUCGGCUUUGGCUGGACAUCUUUUUAAUGGAUUGAUGGAACUAACCCAGAGGCCCCAUCCUGGAAAACUUUCUGUGCUGCUGCUCAGCACAAAGCUGAUAAAACUCCUUCAUCUAUUUGCCAGACUUUUGUGUGAGCUGUAUAUUUUAUAUAUUGUAAGUAUUGAAAAAGGAAUAAAUUAAAAUGAAGUCAGAACUGUCUUUUUUCCCAUACGAGGUCCAUUAUUCAUAUUCUUAUUGUUGUAUAUGUAAACAAAUAUCCAUGUAUGAGCUUCACUUCAUUAAGCAUACAGCAACACAACUGAAUUCUUAAUGGGUUGAGGCCCAAAAAGGGAAUCGCGUUAGGAAACUUCUAGUUGAUUAAUGCAAUGAUUUGAUAGAUGUUUUUGCUGGCCACAAGUAUUCUGUAGGACAGGAAAAAUGAAGGAGAAUUAAAAUUGUAGCUGUCCGUUAAAACGUAUUAUGAAUGCUCCUCAUGAGAAGUGGUCUUGCAUGAUUAUAAACAAAAAGUUUUAUGAAGCCCCACAUGUGCAUUGUAGACAUUAUCGUCAUAUAUUUAUUUCUUCAAAUUGUUAUAUAGAAAUGUUCGUGCUCAAAUAAGUGCAAACUGACAUUUUCACAAUGCCAAUAUUUAAAGAAAAAUGUGCACAAUGAAAUGUGUAUGCCAAUUCAGACUUAUUGCUUUUAUCGUAAUUUUUAAAAUAAUUGAUCGUUUUAAUUGUCAUUAUUCAGUCAAAUUGGCUGUUUGUGUGCUUUUUUUUUAAUGCAAAGGCACUUAUAAUGUUGUCAAGCAGAGCUGCAACGUAUUAGAUAAUCAUUUUGUCAGUAAACAUAAUAAAAUAGAAAAUAAUCUACUAAACAAAUUCUCACAUUAAAGCAAUUGCACUUCAUGGUGUCACUCCUUAAAAAUAAAUGGUUACUUUGGCAUCAAAAGUCAAUCAUUUUCUCAGGUUUGAGUGAUUAAUAACAACUAUUACAGCUUUGAUGUUAAAUGCGGUAGAAACUGAAAGAAUCAACAUUCAUAAAAUGAAAAAAACCUCCUACUGUCCAUUUCAGUGGAUUGUGGCAAAGGCUCUCAAAAUUUCUAAGGUUGAACUGCUGAGGUUGCAGAUGUUCAGGAGAAAAUGGCCCGGCCUCCUGGAGUCCGUUUGAAGAAGUGGGCUUAGUGGAACCUCAGAGUUUGUUGACCCUGAGAUGAGGGAAACUCUUGAGUGGUCUGUUUCAGAAAGGGAGGUAACUAAACUUCAGGGUGAGUCGCUAUGGUAACUGAGCCUGUGGAACUAACCUGGUCGGGAGCAGAUUUUCUUCAAUAAACCUCGAGUUUAUUGACCUACUCCGAGAUGAUUGAACCAACUCUAAACAGCUGUUCUAAAACCCAAAACUCAGAGUUUCCCAUCUCAGGGUAAAUCAACUCAGAGUUGAAGAGAAAACAAGGCCCACAUCACAGGUGCACUGCAGGACGGGAUGGAGGAAACUGGACUCAACCCAAAGUUGGUGGGCUCUGACUCUAGAUUAUGCUCGAUGAAAUGCAGCCCAAUUCAAAAUACGGCAGAGGUUCUCCCUGUGUACAUUUAUUCAUUGUUUAUGUGACGGUCAUAUCAUCGGCCUGAGUAACAGUUGAAUAAUGUUUUUGUUCCUAUAAUGAUGCAAACUCAUGUCUAGGUUUUCUUGCAUUUCACCUGUAUUACAUUGUGCAUCCGUGUUGGGUUAUGACAAUAAAUUACCCUUGAAUGUUGAAAAAAAAAA